Messenger RNA from Spodoptera litura, 1527 nucleotides. Its product is annotated as putative fatty acyl-CoA reductase CG5065. Gene Ontology annotation, biological process: long-chain fatty-acyl-CoA metabolic process. The record is from RefSeq and is a predicted model, not a curated record. Gene Ontology annotation, cellular component: peroxisome. NCBI's taxonomy places the organism in Eukaryota, Metazoa, Arthropoda, Insecta, Lepidoptera, Noctuidae. Gene Ontology annotation, molecular function: alcohol-forming very long-chain fatty acyl-CoA reductase (NADP+) activity.
UAAAGUGUGCUGUUCUAGUGUAAAUAUUUAUAAUAAAAAAAUUUAUCAAUAAUAAUAAUAAUAAUAAUAAAUAUUUUGUUUGUGUGGAACUGAAGUAAAAUGACGUAUAGACAAAUAAAAGAAUAUGAUGCAGAAAAAGUUACGUUAAGUUGUGGACCGGCAAGCUACGUUUCAGUACCAGAUUUUUAUACGGGAAAGUCAAUUUUCUUAACUGGGGUCACUGGAUUUCUUGGUAAGGUGUUUCUCGAGAAACUUCUUUUCAGUUGCAAAGAUAUUGAAAACAUUUACAUUUUAAUUAGAGAGAAAAAAGGGAAAACUCCUCUGCAAAGAAUUGAAGAACUUUUCAACAAACCGCUUUUCUCAAGAUUGAAAGGCAAGGACCCGCAGUGUGUAAAGAAAGUCACUCCAAUUAUUGGCGACCUGAGUGAACCUGGUCUUGGCAUAUCAAAAGCUGACGAAGAAACACUUUUAGAAAAGGUAUCUGUAGUAUUCCAUGUAGCAGCCAAUGUCCAGUUUCACAAAGAAUUGAAAGAGAUCAUAAAUACAAACGUUGGCGGGACUAAAUAUGUCCUGCAAUUGUGUCAACGAAUGAAAGAAAUAAAGGCAUUUAUCCAUGUGUCCACCGCCUACUGCAACACAGACCAGAAAGUAUUAGAGGAGAGAGUGUAUCCUCCGCCAGCUGAACUCAGUGAGGUCUUGAAGUUCCUUCAGCAGCCGCAGCAUGACAAUAAGAAAAGGAUCAAAGAGUUCUUUAAACACCAACCAAACAGCUACACCUUUGCUAAGGCCUUAGCAGAGACUUACAUAGCUGAGAACUGCGGACACGUUCCUACAAUAAUCAUCCGACCUUCUAUCAUAUCUGCCUCACUAAAGGAGCCACUACCAGGGUGGUUGGACACGUGGAACGGAGCCACUGGCCUCAUUACAGCUAGUUAUAACGGAGCUAACAGAGUGCUACUUGGCGAAGGAAGCAAUAUCCUCGACCUGAUUCCAGUGGACUUUGUCGCUAAUCUUGCGAUUGUGGCUGCUGCUAGAUGUUCCAGUUUCAGUUCUUUAAAAGUCUACAACUGCUGCUCCAGUGGCUGUAACCCAUUAACACUGAAGCAAUUGAUCAAUCACAUGAAUCAUGUCGAAUUUGAUAAGAACGUGUCAAUAAUAUUCACCAACAAUAAGCCCUCAUUGUCUACAUUGACAUUUUUUCUUCAAACGACGCCAUCUUUCACCGCUGAUAUGUUCCUGAGAGUUACGGGGAAGUCCCCAAGGUACAUGAAAAUCCAGUCAAAACUAACCAUGGUCCAGAAAGCCCUAAGUUAUUUCACCUCUCAUUCCUGGGUGAUGAAGGCUGAUAAUUCGAGGAAGCUGUAUGCUUCGUUAUCCAUACAAGACCGACAGACGUUUCCUUGCGAUCCUAUGGACAUUGAUUGGAAACAGUACAUCACCAUCUAUAUAGAAGGGAUUAAUCAGUUUUUAAUGAAGAAACUUGUUUAAAAUUUUAAGAAAAUGCACAUAAUUUAUUAUUUUAAAGAC